Molecule: messenger RNA, 1391 nt
Organism: Cyprinodon variegatus (sheepshead minnow)
Lineage: Eukaryota; Metazoa; Chordata; Actinopteri; Cyprinodontiformes; Cyprinodontidae
Gene: nubp1
Product: nucleotide binding protein 1
Exons: 10
Coding region: 29-997 (322 amino acids)
Biological process (GO): iron-sulfur cluster assembly
Cellular component (GO): cytosol
Molecular function (GO): ATP-dependent FeS chaperone activity; 4 iron, 4 sulfur cluster binding; ATP binding
Source: RefSeq, a predicted model, not a curated record
GAUAUAGUGGGAGGACCUUAAUGGAAAGAUGGCUGACGUCCCAGAAAACGCACCAGAACACUGCCCAGGCACUUCAAGUGAACAAGCAGGAAAGUCUGCAUCAUGUGAGGGCUGCCCCAACCAGCAGCUCUGUGCCUCUGGAGCCACAAAAGCCCCUGACCCUGCUAUUGCAGAAAUAGGGGAAAAACUGUCAGUGGUCAAACACAAGAUCCUGGUUCUGUCAGGAAAAGGAGGAGUUGGGAAAAGUACCUUCAGUGCUCACCUGGCCCAUUGCCUGGCAUCUGACGGCACCAAGGAGGUUGCACUGCUAGACGUGGAUAUAUGUGGUCCAUCCAUUCCCAGGAUUAUGGGCCUGGAGGGAGAGCAGGUUCAUCAGAGCGGCUCUGGCUGGUCUCCUGUGUAUGUGGAUGACAACCUUGCAGUCAUGUCUAUCGGCUUCCUUCUCAGCAGUCCUGACGAUGCUGUGAUCUGGAGAGGGCCCAAGAAAAACGGGAUGAUCAAGCAGUUUUUACGGGACGUCGACUGGGGGGAGCUGGAUUACCUUGUCAUAGAUACUCCACCUGGCACCUCUGAUGAACACUUGUCAAUAGUGCAGUACCUCAGCUCCACCAAUGUGGAUGGAGCUGUCAUCAUCACCACGCCACAGGAGGUGUCGUUGCAGGAUGUGCGAAAGGAGAUCAGGUUCUGCCAAAAAGUGAAGCUGCCCAUCAUCGGGGUGGUGGAAAACAUGAGCGGCUUCAUGUGCCCCAAAUGCAAGAAUACAUCGCAGAUCUUUCCUCCCACCAGCGGUGGAGCUGAGAAAAUGUGUGCAGACCUAAAUCUACCUCUGUUAGGCAAAGUGCCUCUUGACCCGAGGAUCGGACGGAGCUGUGACGAGGGCAAGUCUUUCCUUAAUGAAGUGCCCGAUUCUCCGGCAGCCGAGGCCUACCGCAGGAUCGUCCAAAGUAUCCAGGACUACUGCUCCAACAGAGCCACUGAUGUGCAGAACGCAACCUGAGCCCCCAUUACAGUAGGUUGGACCCCUAAACUGAGGUGGAUCAGAAGAACAUGGAGAACAAGAGUACAUAAGAAAACAUUUAAGCGUUGAAUUUUUUGGGACUAUUCUCAGUGGCAAAGUUUUUUUACUUUCAGAAACUAUGAUGCUUGUUUACGAGGACGGUCCGACAGCACUGCGUUCUGCUUCCUCUACCCAGCAGUGAUAUAUCACUUGAAAACGCUGGAAACAACAACAAUGAAUAAAUAUUUACUGGAUGCAUUCCUGCUUUUUGAUCAAGAAUUAAACAUUGUCCCUAUCAGAUAAAUCUUUGAUGAAUUUCUUCCUAAUGGUCCCACUGAAAUGGGAAUCUUUAAAGAAAAGUCACACGCUGCUUCGGAUUUAAAAUGGCUUUUGU